UGCAAACACAAACACAGGCGGCUUCGACCUGUUGAAGCGCGCGACACAGGCCAUGAUGAUGUCAGGCUCGACUUCUAGGUAUGUUGCAAUUUUUCGUUAUGCCUCUUCUGCUGCUCUGCAUCCUUUGCACCCUCUGCCUGCUACCUUGCGCUCCUAUUCGGACCCCUAUUGCACCCAUUUCAUUGUGUCUCUCUGCCUUCCUAUCCAGCAAACCCCACGCAGAGGUCCCUUCUGGGUCCUGCACCGACCAGUGGUCCAACUGCUUCACCGCGUGCUCGGUCAAAGCUGUGUGGCGUUAGCUUGCUUGCUCUCUCUGUUGGGCUUGCGUUGUGACGCCUUUCCCAUUCGCUUGAUAUCCGUUCUUUAUUUCCCUUUUCAGAUGGGACUUCACACCCGGCCUGCCUGUCGCCUGGUUGCUCCUUCAAAGCUGGAGUUGCGUAACCAUGAAAAGUACCAUUUCCUGUCUCCGUCACUAGCUGGGCCCGGCGGACGUUCGAGACCUCUUCCCCCCUCAUAUGUCAUCGACACUUUUCAUUACCUGUCACCACCCCGUCACAUUACCUUGCUGUUCCCAUGCUCCCGAUCUGCCCCGCGGCGUUGGACCCUGGAAGGAGCCUCUGCUCUUGAAGGGUGUCCAUUCCAUGCGGCAUGUCAUCGUCGGACAUAGACACAUACUACCCAAAAGCGUGGCGAUGGAGGGGUGGCUGGCGAACGAGGAGCCUUUCUUCUCGCCUGCUCGCUCCUGCACCCGAUGGGUUUGGGCCAAGACGUUCCUCAUUUGGCUAGUGUCAGAGGCCGAUGCCGUCAACGGCCCUUUCAGCCUACCGCUGAGGGACCCCAGACGAUCCCGGACGAGUGUCCGAGGCUGCAAGCAACUGAGCCCAUUCGGCGCCUCUUUUUCCUUCAACCUGUUGCCGCUACCAUUAUCACGUCUAUUCUCACCCAUUCCUACGGUGGUCUUAGAGCUUGUUCACUCGUCUGGUUCCCCCCCCC
Colletotrichum godetiae is the source of this 993-nucleotide messenger RNA. RefSeq lists its product as uncharacterized. The record is from RefSeq and is a predicted model, not a curated record. The transcript has a single exon. The coding region runs from base 53 to 667 and encodes 204 amino acids. NCBI's taxonomy places the organism in Eukaryota, Fungi, Ascomycota, Sordariomycetes, Glomerellales, Glomerellaceae.